UUCUAUUCACAGUUGGUUAGCAAACUGAAUGCAUGUUUUGUAUAAGCGCGCUAGCGAUAAUAACCUAUUCGCUCUGGAAUGUGACCUUACUGAGUUGAGAGAUCACCCGGUCCAAUCUCGGAGGCCACACAACAGGGGCGCUGGAUUUGAAAGUCAACGGGCUUGUAUUAAAAAUAACCCAAGCAGUUCACUGUAAUAUGCCAUACAUUCCCUGUGUAUCCCCAUGUGUAGAGCAUUAUUCUCAUGGCUUUCUCAAGUGGAUGUAAAACUAGAGUUAAUUUUGAAGGAUCACAUUGUUGAAGGCCGAUUGGUUGACAACAACUGGAAGAACUUGAGCAAUCAUGUCGUUUCUAUGUCCGAGUGUGGGGCUGCUGAAGCUUAGACGAUUCACACGAACAGGUCUUGCCAACCCCCGGUCACGAGCUCUUCGUUCCAACGUCCGAAGUCGAGGUACCUCCGUGGCGAUUGAGAGAGCAGGCAGUGACGUCUCCAUUGCGUCACAAGGAGGAUUCAGCGCCCUCUACGGUGAAAUUGAUCCAGUCAGUCGAAAUGACGAGGAGAAAAGAGCGGGUACUGCAAAGGAACCCGGAGCAAACGGCGGAGAAACUUUCGGUGGAAUAUACGUCGGUGGAGAAACUGGCCGACCGCAGUUGCAGAAAACAGUCAGAAAUACCCCAAGUUGCCAGCAAGCACCUGAUGUGGAAUAUUUUGCUCAAGAUCCCGCCACGGUCCAGUCGUUUACUUUCUUUGAUGAGACCUUUGAGUCGUCUCACCAUCCACGAAUCGACGAACAGAUGAUGGAAGAUGAGACGGCAAACUAUGGCGCGCCAAACGAACAACAAACCCCACUUCUAUCAAAUGCGUCACUGAGUUCGUCUUCAAGCAGUCGCAAUCGGGCGCACUAUAACUUGCCCAACUGGGUGCGUCAGAGGCGUUGUCUGCCGACCCUGAACGAGAUCGAUUUCGAUAUGAUCGAUGCGAUCAGUUUGGGGAGUUUGAGCAUCUCCUCUGAGAUCGACAUACACGAUGAGAAUAACAACAGUGUUCCUGCAGCAAGAGCAUCAGAUAAAGGAUCAAAGGUCAAGGCUGGUUCUGCAAAAAGAACUCGUAGCGAAGAUUCGUGUGACAACCAAAUUCACAAUCCUCUGCCGCAAAAUCACCAGUUUAUGGAAGGAGAGUUUCUGCAAGGCAGGAGAGCCAAUUCUGUAUAUUCACCGAAGAAGACGAAGAGAAAUGACUCUGUGACGACGGAUGACUCCGUCUUUGAAAGAGAACCACUUCUUCAGGAAAAUCUGUCCCAUCAUCCAUCAACUAAGCUCAGACCCUCAAAGACAGUUGGAGCCAGAAAAUCCCCAAGAACGGGGAGUCUGCGCAGACGAUCCAAGAGUCGAGAUUCGUCCCUUCGGUCAAAACAGCCUGCUGGUAACCCUGGCAACACCAGGUCUAAAGUGUCAUCCAAUCCACAUCAACAAAAUCGUGACAAAAACAAUGAGCAAACUAAAACCGAGAACAUUGCUAAAGUUGGCAGCCUAGUUCGUUCAAAGCCGCUCUACAUGCGGGCAACAUCGGAGCGCGCGCUGGAUCCCAGUGCCAUGAAGCUGCGCCUGGAAUCUUCGGCAGCCAGAAAAUGGCGCCAAACUGAGGACAGGUCACCGCUGAGUGAGGUCACCAAUGUCAGCCAGCCACAGGCGUCCGUGUGCGUACGGAUGGAGAUCAUUCAACGACCGGUAACGCGAGACCAGAAAUACAGAGAACAAUGUACGGCGUCACCGAUGAAGACGCGAGAGCCUCACCAGGACUCGGCGAAACUACCGGCGGGUAAGAUACGGCCGACACCUAAGCGAUCCAAGCUGGUUUACUCAAGCGAUGGUAGGGGACGGAUGGGAUCACUCCGUCGCAGAUCGACAGAAGUAAAGAUGGACUCCCCUCGGGCGCGAAACAUCGUCAAAGAGGAAACUAUCGACAGCCUUUUUCGCAGCAACAGCAGAGCUUUGCACGAGAUUUCAAACUCUGACAAAUUCCCAAUUAUGGAAAACUCCAAGACUAACUCAGUUGUCAUUCAAAGCUUGGAACGGCAAGAAAACCAAGCGCAGAACCAUAACCAAUCCGACCCAUCAGGUUCGAUCAUUAUCAAUGACGAGCUUAGAAAAUGGGCAGCUUCAGUGGCUGAGGAAAUAGAAAAUCAAGUUUGUGAGCAGGAAUGUUCAACCAUGGAGGAAGGAAAACAUACCCUCCGUGGUUCAACCGACGACCAGGUGACGAAUACAGAGACUGAUCCUCAGCAGCAACGGCCGAAGCAUCUCGUUCAGAAACCGAAGUUUGCCGACAAUUCCGUAAAGGAGGCGCGGAUCGUAAGCACAUCCAAGAUGGCGGUCGAUACAGUUCCUGAAGAGGCUGACAAUGCGCUCUUGCUCCCACCAAAGAUGUUGAAAUCCGCAUCAUUCACCGCACCAAGUCACUCAAACGCUGCUGAAGGUAAAACCGUGUCUUCAAAGCCCAACACAAGAUCGGCAACAGACGUGCGUGCUCUGCAGACUCCUCUCACCCAACAACAGCGACGGAAAGUCGGACGGAAACCCUCCAGCAACAGACAUGGUCGUGCCCAUCGCGUCUCGGCGGUCGAAGCUUCUAGGCAGGACAUUGUGGAAGUCGUUGCCGCCAUGAAAGCGUCACUGGAAUCUACCAAAGCCACAGAGGGUAAAGGAACCAACCGGCGGGCAGCCAGCUUCGUCAAAAAAGUACUUGGCGAUGCCGUGGCGAUGUACGAUUUUGAGGCGCGGACUGAAGAUGACGUCACUCUCAAACUCGGUGACGUGGUCACAGUGAUGAACAAGGACGACCCUGAUUGGCUGUUUGUGAAGAAACACUCCGGUUCUCGGGAGGAGGGUUUUGUGCCGAGAAUCUUUCUUCGUCUGAAGAAUAGCGACCAAGAGUCAUCAAAAUCGGGGGUUCAUUCAAAAGUCAACGACAAGAACACAGAAAUUUCAGGUACUGAAGUUUCUGAGCAACCGUUGGAAACUAUUCUGGAGAUCGAGAAAACACAACCGUUUUGUAACCAACACUUUGAAGACGCCCGGCCCUCAAACUCUCAACAACACCAACACGUUCCUACUAUUCAAACAAAUCAAGUGGUUUCCUCUGACCAGACAUACGGCCAAUCAAACUUUGUUUCCUCAAAAGACGCAAGUGAGCUCAAAACUACCAACCAUUCGCAGUUACGGUUUGCCAAAUCACGUGAGCUUCGUCAUCACUCUACGAGCCAAUCAAGGCUCCGAAAUGAUGAUGGUGUGCGCGCCCGCAAGUUUAACACCAACAUUAGGGGCGGGGUCAGCGCAGUACUGAUCGAAACUUACGUGGUGGUGAGUGACUACACAGAGCAAGAUGAGGACGAGGUCAGCGUGGUGGAAGGAGAGGUCGUGGUGGUGAACUCGGGUCAGCAGCAUGAGAUGGACUGGAUGUGGGUGUACGUUCCUCGGACUGAAAGGUUCGGGUUUGUGCCGGCAUUCAGCGCUAGACCACUCGGCUUUCACUUCUCAGAUGUUUAACGCGAGGUAUUCAUCUACAUGUAGAUCCAAGAAUGUACAUGUACAUUUAAAAGUGUAUUACAUCAACGUUAAUAAUGAUAGUCAUUGCAGUUUAGUUUGUUAUGAACAAUUAAAUUAGAUUUUGAUAGUGACCUUAAAUUUUGGUCUCGUUAAUGUUGACAUAUAUCAAUUGAUACACAUACACGUACGCAGGUCUCAUAUAAGAUCGAACAAGUGGAAAUUUUGAAAUGAGUGUAAUCGAUCAAAUUCCUGACGACAUUCUUCCACUGCACAACAUUUUGUAUUUAAAACUAUAUUUUUUGUUACAACUUUUUAACGUAGCCUACGCAAACAUAAAGAAAACGUUUCCGAUUUACCAUAAAUGUUACUUUAUGAAAUCAAUAUUGAAUGUUUUGAAAUGUUAGAACUGUUGCACAAUAUGUAACUUCUCCCUGAAAACUCAUCUUUAUAUUUAUCAAUUCUCGUUAAUAAGUACAAUGUAAGAAGAUAAAAAUAUUUAGUUACUUGUUAUGAGUUUGUGUUAGUGUAACAUCCAUACAAUUUAUUUAACAUAAUAUUUCAUCCUUCGUAAAUAUACAAAUUGUGCACUCGGUCAGAAGCUACUGUAACUAUAGUCAUUUUGAUGUUUGUACAAUAAUUGUAAAAAGUGGCAAUAUGAUAUAGUGCAGCUCAAAAUUUGUUUUUUCUUACAUGGUAAUUUUGAAUAUGUACUCUGUAAAUUACCUACAUGUACUUGUAAUAUUUUCAUUAAUGUACCACAAUGUUGUUUUGAUAACGUAGUAGGGUUGUGCAUUGUACUACUUUAAAGGUGGUUUUAUGUACAUGCACUUUGAACGGUAACCAGAAAGGACAAACAAUGAGAAUAUAAGAAAAAUGAUAUAAAUGCACAGAUAUCACAAAGGACCUAUAAACUUGAUAAAAGAAGAUUGUUCGAGUCAUCAUUAAAUUGCUGUUAAUUUACCAGCCAAAAGAAUCUUUGUCGAAACUCUGAAUCAACAAUUUUUUAAAAACUUGUUCAUUGUACAUUAUUUGUACCCUUGUAAUUAUAAGCUAAUGAGACGUUUCACUGUACAUGUACAUGUAUUGUGAUGUCAGUUUCUCGCUAAUCUUACUUUAUGCUAAUGAAACAAUGGAGUGAUACCUUUUCAAGUCGAAAA
This is a messenger RNA of Patiria miniata (bat star), 4702 nucleotides long. RefSeq lists its product as uncharacterized. The coding region runs from base 342 to 3545 and encodes 1067 amino acids. NCBI's taxonomy places the organism in Eukaryota, Metazoa, Echinodermata, Asteroidea, Valvatida, Asterinidae. The record is from RefSeq and is a predicted model, not a curated record. The transcript has 4 exons. Gene Ontology annotation, molecular function: protein binding.